This is a messenger RNA of Alligator sinensis (Chinese alligator), 5796 nucleotides long. RefSeq names its product IQ motif containing GTPase activating protein 2 (gene IQGAP2). The transcript has 37 exons. Gene Ontology annotation, cellular component: cytoplasm. The coding region runs from base 36 to 4937 and encodes 1633 amino acids. Gene Ontology annotation, biological process: regulation of actin cytoskeleton organization; regulation of GTPase activity. The record is from RefSeq and is a predicted model, not a curated record. NCBI's taxonomy places the organism in Eukaryota, Metazoa, Chordata, Crocodylia, Alligatoridae. Gene Ontology annotation, molecular function: calmodulin binding; GTPase activator activity; actin filament binding.
CUAUUGUGGAUGAUGAAAGGCUUUCAGCAGAGGAAAUGGAUGAGAGGAGGCGUCAGAACAUUGCUUAUGAGUAUUUAUGCCACCUAGAGGAAGCAAAAAGGUGGAUGGAAGUCUGUUUGCGUGAAGAACUGCCCCCCACUACUGAGCUGGAAGAAGGGUUAAGAAAUGGAGUUUACCUUGCCAAACUAGCCAAAUUCUUUGCCCCAAAUCUGGUUUCGGAGAAGAAAAUCUAUGAUGUGGAACAGACUCGUUAUCAGAAAUCAGGACUUCAUUUUCGACACACAGAUAAUACUGUGCAGUGGCUAAGAGCAAUGGAAUCCAUUGGUCUACCAAAGAUCUUUUAUCCAGAAACUACGGAUGUCUACGAUAGGAAAAAUAUACCUAGAAUGAUAUACUGCGUUCAUGCACUAAGUUUAUACCUGUUCAAACUAGGAAUAGCACCACAGAUCCAGGAUCUACUAGGAAAAGUAGACUUUACAGAGGAAGAAAUCAGCAACAUGCGAAAGGAGCUGGAGAAGUAUGGUAUACAGAUGCCAUCUUUUAGUAAAAUUGGUGGGAUUCUUGCCAGUGAAUUAUCUGUGGAUGAAGCAGCAUUGCAUGCUGCAGUAAUUGCAAUUAAUGAAGCUAUUGAGAAGGGAGUAGCAGAUCAAACCAUCAUAACUCUUAGGAAUCCAAAUGCAAUGUUGCUAAAUGUGGAUGAAGAACUUGCACAGCAAUAUCAGACAGAACUCCUGGAAGCUAAAAAGAGAAAAGAGGAAAAUGCAAGAUUGAAGAAUGGCACAAUUUCAGAAGAAGAAAGAGAUGUGUAUGAAGAACUGCUCACACAAGCAGAGAUCCAAGGCAAUAUCAACAAGAUCAACAUUCACAUGGCUUUAGUCCAAGUGAAUGAGGCUAUUGACAGGCAAGAUGAAAUGGCACUGAUGGCAGGUUUGAACCACCCUGCUUUGAGCUUACUUGAAGUUCUGCUGCAAAAUUCCUCAUGGUACCUAGUCCAAUUGUGUGAUUCUAAAGAACAGAGAAUGCAGAUAGCAGGGGUUCCAAUUAUGCUCGACAAAAGUGAAAUACAGAAAGACGUUAGUGUGGCCAAUGUGGAGGCUGAGGCUCACAAGCUUAAACUUAUAGCAGUUGACAAUAUCAAUACUGCGAUUCGUAAUUGUGAACCUAGUAAGACACUGGUUGCACUGAUGAAACCGGAGGCUCAGUUACCUGUUGUGCACUCAUUUGCUGCUGCUGUCUAUCAGGCUGAACUGUUCAACCUUCAACAACAGAAUGCUGUGAAUUACCUGGCACAUGAUGAACUGUCAAUUGCUGUAGAUAUGUUGUCAGCUGUUGUGUUGCUAAACCAGGCCUUGGAGAACAAGGACAUCCUGGCAAUAAAGACUCAUCUUGAAUACCCAUCUAUUGGCUUCAAUAACCUGGAGGAGGAAAACCUUCAACGUUAUGCUGACACGUUAUUGUCUAUUAAGUCAGAAGCUUCAUCUCAAGGACAAGAUUAUUUAAGUUGGAAUGAUAUACAGAACUGCAUUGACAUGGUUAAUAUGCAAAUUCAGGAAGAAAAUGAAAGAAUUGUUGCAGUUGGCCACAUUAACGAAGCUAUUGAUCAGGGGGAUCCUGAGAAAACUGUAGAAACAUUGCUGCUGCCUACAGCCAAACUGCAAGAUGUGAAACCAACAAAUGCGAGGCAUUAUCAGGAUGUGCUUUACCAUGCCAAAGCACAGAAAUGCAAGGAAACCUCUGAUGAAUCAGCAGUUCUCUGGCUAGAUGAAAUACAAAAAGGAAUCGAUGAUGGUAAUAAGAAUAUAGAAGAGGCAGAAAACUUGGCUCUUGGAACUUCAGUGAUUAACAAGUGUUUGGAAAAAGGCGAUUCAGAGCCUCUCCUAGCUCUAUUGCAAUCUCCUAAAUAUGGCUUAAGAGUUGUUCCAGAGUGUGCUGAAGCCUAUUACCAGAAACUUUUGGAAGCCAAAAAUUUAAAAACCAAAAAAGAUAUUAAUGAAAGCCCAUGGAUCAAACAAGUAAUGAAUGAUAUAUAUGAUUAUUAUUACAAUGUGGAAACUGGAGAAGGUACCUGUGUUCCAUCUGAAGGAGUUGUACCAAAAACUUCUUGGCUGACCAGUGAUGAAAUCCAGAAAAUUGUUGGGCAAGUUACAGCAGAUUACAAUCGAGAGCAGCUGUGGCUUGCUAAUGAAAACUUGAUUGUUCAGCUACAAGCCCAAGCAAGGGGAUUCCUCAUUAGAAAAAGUUAUAAGGAGAGAAAAACUUACCUCCAAAAUCAGGAGCCAUCUGUCAUCAAAAUACAGGCUUUCUGGAAGGGACACAAGCAAAGGAAGAGCUACACCAACAGAUUACAGGUGCUUAAAGGAGACAUUGCUGCUAUUAUCAAGAUUCAGUCUUGGCUAAAAAUGUGCCUGGCAAGGAAAGCUUAUAGGAAACGGCUGCAGUAUUUCAAGGAUCAUAAUGAAGAAAUUGUAAAAAUACAAGCAUUUCUUAGAGCAAAUAAAGCUAGGGAAGACUACAGAACACUAAUUGGGGCUGAAAAUCCACCCCUCAAUGUCCUACGCAAAUUUGCUUACCUCCUUGACCAAAGUGACUUAGACUUCCAAGAAGAACUGGAAGUAACAAGGUUAAGGGAGGAGGUUGUUACAAAAAUCCGAUCCAAUCAACAGUUGGAAAAAGACUUGAACUUGAUGGAUAUAAAAAUUGGACUGCUGGUGAAAAACAGGAUCACUCUGCAGGAUGUGGUGUUGCACAGUAAGAAGCUAAACAAAAAAAGCAAAAAUCAGGUAGAAGAGAUGGUGACAGGUGACAAACAUGGUAUCAAAGGGUUGAACAAAGAGAGGAGAAAAAAGCUGGAGGCCUAUCAACACUUGUUUUAUCUUCUACAGACUAAUCCCACAUAUCUGGCUAAGCUAAUUUUCCAGAUGCCUCAGAACAAGUCAACCAAGUUUAUGGAUACGGUCAUUUUUACUCUGUACAAUUAUGCCUCUAAUCAACGAGAAGAAUACUUGCUUCUCAAGCUCUUUAAAACUGCUCUAGAAGAAGAGAUAAAUUCCAAAGUAGACCACAUACAGGAUAUAGUAACUGGAAAUCCUACGGUCAUUAAGAUGGUUGUCAGCUUUAACAGAAGUGCUCGUGGACAGAAUACUCUGCGUCAGCUUUUGGCACCAGUGGUAAAGGAAAUCAUGGAUGAUAAAUCUCUCGUCAUCAAUACCAGCCCUGUGGAAGUAUACAAGGCUUGGGUAAACCAGUUAGAAAUGCAGACAGGGGAGGCCAGCAAGCUGCCAUAUGAUGUAACAACAGAACAAGCAUUAACACACCCAGAAGUUAUAAAUAGACUGGAAUCAUCCAUUCAGAGUUUGAGAGCAGUUACUGAUAAAGUCCUUGUGUCCAUAUUCUCAUCUCUCAAUCUGAUGCCUUAUGGAAUGAGGUAUAUAGCCAAAGUUCUGAAGAAUUCGCUCCAUGAGAGGUUCCCAGAUGCAACAGAAGAUGAGCUAUUAAAGAUUGUUGGAAACCUCUUGUACUAUCGCUACAUGAACCCAGCCAUUGUUGCCCCUGAUGGUUUUGAUAUCAUUGACAUGACUGCUGGAGGCCAAAUACAUUCUGAUCAGAGGAGAAAUUUAGGUUGUGUGGCAAAAGUCCUUCAGCAUGCUGCUUCUAACAAACUCUUUGAAGGAGAGAGUGCCCAUCUUUCAUCUAUGAAUGCUUACCUGUCACAGACUUACCAGAAGUUCAGAAACUUUUUUCAGGCUGCAUGUGAGGUCCCUGAGCCAGAAGAGAAAUUCAAUGUUGAUGAGUACUCUGACAUGGUGACAUUGAGCAAACCUGUCAUAUACAUUUCCAUCGAAGAAAUUAUCAAUACACAUUCUCUACUAUUAGAACACCAGGAUGCCAUUGCUUCUGACCAGAAUGACCUACUAAAUGAAUUGUUGGAGGGGCUGGGACCAGUUCCUGAUGUAGAGUCUUUUCUUGGGGAAGGCACUGUUGAUCCCAAUGAUCUUAACAAGGAAAAUGCUUUGAGUCAGCUUGCAAAGACAGAAAUUUCACUUUCUCUGACCAGUAAAUACGAAUUACGGGAAGGAGAAGACCAAGAUCUCAAAAGUCUGAUGAUAAAGACAAAGAGACUUAUAGUUGAUGUGAUACGAGCCCAACCUGGGGAUACACUCUUAGAAAUCCUAGAAACACCCGCAUCUGGACAGCAGGAAUCCGAGCACUCAAAACUUGUGAAGCAACGUGCCAUCUUGGAUUCCAAAACACCAGAGAAAAUGAAACAUAGUCAGUCUGUUUUUGAGGACGGACAGUUACCUUUGGAGCAAAAGAAAAGGAAAAUUCAGAGAAAUCUUCGGACAUUAGAACAGGCUGGAUUAGUGUCUUCGGCGACUAAAUACCAGGAAAUCAUUAAUGAUAUUGCUAAGGAUAUCCGAAAUCAAAGAAGAUACCGACAUCACAGAAAAGCUGAAUUGAUGAAACUCCAACAGACUCUGAAUGCACUAAACUCCAAGACAGCAUUUUAUGAAGAACAAAUAAAUUAUUACAACACCUAUAUAAAAACCUGUUUAGACAACUUAACACGAAAAAAUUCACGCAGGUCAAUUAAAAUAGAUGGAAAAGAGGAGGAUAAAGGGAGCAGAAAACUUAAGCACACAUCACUAAAAUACACCGCAGCAAGACUACAUGAAAAGGGGGUCAUCCUAGAAAUUGAAGAUCUUCAGACUAACCAGUUUAAGAAUGUUAUGUUUGAUAUCACACCUGGUGAAGAAGUAGGUGAUUUUGAAAUCAAAGCAAAAUUCUUGGGGGUUGAGAUGGAGAAAGUGCAACUGCAUUUCCAGGAUUUGCUUCAGAUGCAGUAUGAAGGUGUGGCUGUAAUGAAAAUGUUUGAUAAAGCUAAAGUGAAUGUAAACUUGCUUAUAUUCCUGUUGAAUAAGAAAUUCUAUGGAAAAUGAGGACUUCAGAUUUCAUGGACUGUGCAUCUAAUCAAUGGGAAGUCUUUUCAGUAUUUUUGCUUUUAAACAUGUUUGAAGUUACUAUCAUUGGACACUCUUUUUGACAUCGAAAAGACUAAACUGUUCAAAGGAACAUGCUGAUGUGCCUUUUUCAUCAUUUGGUAAUGAAGUAGUAAAGUAGAAAUCAGAUUAAUGUAAACACUUCUUCAGAUUUUACUGGUCUUGGUACUUUCAAAUCAAAGUAUAUCUGCUUAGAGACACUCAGUUAAUGGGGGUGAAUGGAUUUUUGCGGUAGGCAAAAGAUAAAUUUAGCUGAAUGGAAUAAAUAUAUAAACCUCUUCCUAUUAAAACCUAUAUUUUUAAAAUGACCUCAGAUACAUAAUAUAGUUCUUAUUAGACUUGUGAAGUAUUCACUGAAAGAAAUCGUAAUUAUUUGUUUUUAUGGGAUAGUUUGGGAAAAUAUUUACUUACAAUGCUAAGCCUAUUUUCUGGCAAUUGUCAAUUGUAAAGCAAACUUGUGCAAUUAAGAAGUUUUUAUAGGUAAUUAUAAAGUUACAAUAACAGUUUACUGUACAAAAGUAUAUUUUGAUUAAUUCCUACUAAAUAAAAAUGCACUACUGCCUCAUGGUAAAUUAAAGUUUCUAUUCAUAGCCUUUUAAACGUGGCGAAGGGGCAAUCUGAAUAGUGAUCAGUUGUUGUUCAGUUUGAGGCAUUUGCUUAAUUCAAUUGUGCCUGUCUGUCUUUUGUAAGAAAAAUAAAAUGCAAUAAAUCAGUACUUAGUUUUUAAAUAUAUUCUUUGGAGAUUGUUCUAUGUAAAAUAAAUGUUACUUAAUUACCCUGGUUUUGUUUCUAAAUCAUU